AUGCUGUCCCGCAAUCCUGAGACCCGCGCGCAGCUGAAUCCGGCGCGCAAGGGGCGGCCCGUGGCCAGCAGCAGGGCGGUGCGGCUGGGGGUGGUUGCCGCGUUUGCGGCGCUGCUGCUGUAUUCCACGCACAGUGUGGGACGAUCGGGCAGCCGGGAGCUGCUGGAGGAGGCCAGCGAGGGCGAUGAUGAUGGGCCCCAGCUGGCUGGGGCGUCGCUGGUCGGCGGCGGCGUCGGCAGCGGCGGCAGCAGCAAAGAGGCCUCGCUGGCAGUCCAGCCGCCCGUGCGGCGCAAGUAUGGGCUGUCGGACGGGGAGAUUGAGGCCGCGGUGCUGGCGGGCAGCCAGCAGCACGGCGAGGUGAGCAAGGCGGGGCCGCUGCCCGCUGACUUUUGGACCGCCGACAAGCGGCCCUGGCGGGAGGAGGUGUUCAAUGCCAUGGUGGCGCGAGACAUGGCCCAGCCGCGCAGCUCCGAGUAUUGGGAAUCGGAUGCGACGGGUGAGCUGGCGCUCAAGCCGCUGGCCCUGCCCUUCCCGCUGUGCCACACGUAUGUCAACCACAAGUACAAAGUCAUCUUCAUAAUCCACCCCAAGAGCGCCUCCACCGCCACCAAGCGGUACAUGACGCUGUGCCGCCUGGAGCGCACCGACAGCUGCCUGUCACCGCUGGAGAACGCCACGGAGCUGGCGCCGCUGGAGGAGCGGUGGCGGGAGUACUUUGUGUUCACAUUUGUGCGCAACCCUUGGGUGCGAGCCUACUCCAGCUGGAAGUUUCUGAGGGAGGGCUUUAUGCUGCGGGCGGGGUCCACGGGGCGGCGAGGCGCCGCCGCCGCGCCCUGCGCCGCCGCCGCCUGGCGCGACUUCUGUGGCGACCCGCUGCUGCUGGGGCGGCUGUGCCUGGCGCAGCCGCACUGCUGCCCCGGCAAGGAGAAGGCCCACUUCAUGUUCUACCACAUCACCGACCAGGCCACCUGCCUGCUGACAGCUGGCGGCCAGCUGGCAGUGGACUUCAUCGGCAGGGUGGAGGCGGUGGAUGAGGACAUGGCGGCAGCGGUGCGCCUCAUCAACAGCCGCCUGCCGCAAGGCGUGGCUCCCCUGGAGCUGCCGCAGGGGGUGCAGGCGCGCAACGUGGGGCCGCAGGGCGGCGGGCAGGCACCCGACAACGCGCGCUACCUGCCCGCCUUCCAGGGCGCCAACGCCACCUGCUUCUCCAGGCUGGCGCGCUUCUACGCCAAGGAUGUGGCCCUCAUGUUCCCAGCCCUGGCAGCGGAGGAGGAGGAGGCGGGGAGGGAGGCGGCGGCAGGGGCAGGAGCCGCGGCAGGGGAGGCCUUGGACGAGCCAGGCAGAGGCCCCAGCCGCACCUAG
Chlorella variabilis is the source of this 1362-nucleotide messenger RNA. RefSeq lists its product as hypothetical. Gene Ontology annotation, molecular function: sulfotransferase activity. The transcript is spliced from 7 exons. Gene Ontology annotation, cellular component: membrane. Bases 1 to 1362 code for a protein of 453 amino acids. Lineage: Eukaryota; Viridiplantae; Chlorophyta; Trebouxiophyceae; Chlorellales; Chlorellaceae. The record is from RefSeq and is a predicted model, not a curated record.